Messenger RNA from Xyrichtys novacula (pearly razorfish), 1344 nucleotides. NCBI's taxonomy places the organism in Eukaryota, Metazoa, Chordata, Actinopteri, Labriformes, Labridae. The record is from the annotation of a GenBank genome assembly.
AUGGCUUCCAGAUCAGAGGAGGAUGUCUGUUGUCCGGUCUGUCACGAUGUCUUUAGAGAUCCUGUUCUUCUGUCAUGUAGCCACAGCUUCUGUAAAGACUGUUUGCAGAGCUGGUGGAGACAGAAACCAACCCGAGAAUGCCCAGUUUGUAAGAGGAGAUCUUCAAGAACAUAUCCACCCCGUAACCUGGCUUUGAAGAACCUGUGUGAGUCUUUCUUACUGGAGAGAGAUCAGAGACCUUCAGAGGAUCUCUGCAGUCUGCACUCUGAGAAACUCAAGCUCUUCUGUCUGGACCAUCAGCAGCCAGUGUGUCUGGUCUGCAGAGAUUCAGAAAGACACAUCAACCACAGAUUCAGACCCAUCGAUGAAGCUGCUGGAGAACACAAGAAGAAACUUCAGGAAACUCUUCAACCCCUAAAAGAGAAGUUAAAGGUUUUUACGGACGGUAAAGUGAAGUUCGAUCAAACUGCUCAAUACAAUCAGGUCCAGGCCCGACACACAGAGAGGCAGAUUCAGGAGCAGUUCAAGAAUCUUCACCAGUUUCUAGAGGAGGAAGAGGAGGCCAGGCUGUCUGCACUGAGGGAGGAAGAGGAGCAGAAGAGUCAGAGGAUGAAGGAGCAGAUGGAGGCUCUGAGCAGAGACAUAGCAGCUCUUUCAGACACAAUCAGAGUCACAGAGGACCAGCUGAGAGCUGAAGAUGUCUCAUUCCUGAAAAACUACAAGGCUGCAGUGGAAAGAGUCCAGCAGUACCUCCUGCUGAAGGAUCCACAGCUGCCCUCAGGAGCUCUGAUAGACCAGGCCAAACACAUGGGCAACCUGAGCUUCAACAUCUGGACCAAGAUGAAGGACAUGGUCUCCUACAGUCCUGUUAUUCUGGACCCAAACACUGCUGGUCUCAGACUCACUCUGUCUAAAGAUCUGACCUGUGUGAGUGUAAAGGAGCAGAAGCUUCCUGAUAAUCCAGAGAGGUUUGAUUAUUUAUGCUCUGUCCUGGGCUCUGAGGGUUUUAACUCAGGGACUCACAGCUGGGAUGUAGAGGUUGGACAGAGUUCACUUUGGGUUCUUGGUUUGUUAGCAGAGUCUGAGGAGAGGAAGGGGGACACACUAUCUAAUGUAAUAGGAAUAACAUUUCAUAGAGGUAAAUAUGGAGCAUUUUCACCAUCAGAUCCAGGCAAGAUUCUCCCAGUACAGACUCGUCUACAGAGGAUCAGAGUGAAUCUGGACUGGGACAGAAGAAUACUGUCGUUCAGUGAUCUUGAUACUAACACACAUAUACAGUACACACCUUCAGACACUCUUUCACUGAAAGGAUGUUUCCAUACUUCAGUUCUGUUGAUAAACUGA